Colossoma macropomum (tambaqui) is the source of this 4550-nucleotide messenger RNA. It is a transcript of the gene taok2a, whose product is annotated as TAO kinase 2a. Gene Ontology annotation, biological process: protein phosphorylation. Bases 779 to 4273 code for a protein of 1164 amino acids. The record is from RefSeq and is a predicted model, not a curated record. NCBI's taxonomy places the organism in Eukaryota, Metazoa, Chordata, Actinopteri, Characiformes, Serrasalmidae. The transcript has 20 exons. Gene Ontology annotation, molecular function: ATP binding; protein kinase activity.
CUGAACAAAAAGGGGGCGAGAAAGAAAGACAAUCAGAUAAGAGAGUCAGCCCGACUGAAAAUAAUAUAAAAGAAAUUUAAAAAUACGGAUGUGACCGUACAAUAUGAUAGGAACAGGAAUCGGCGAGGAAGAAUACAGGCCGUUCCCUUUAUUGAGACUGGAAACAGUUAGGUUAGCUAGCUAGGCAGAGGUGCUAGCUAGCUAACGGACAGUUGGGAAAGGAAGGAUAAAGAUAGCUGGCUAACGUUAGCUGGCUAACUAGCCAGCUUGUUUGGACUGCCAUAGGACACAAGGAGUUAGCUAACGUUAGCUGGCUAGCUAGCUAAGAAUCCCGCUGCCGUGAACAGGGAAUUUGAGCGAAACAGGAAAGAAAGUGUGGCUGGCUAAAUAUGGGUCAUAUGUGUUUUUGUUGGAGACGCUCAGUAAGUUGGACUCAUUUGUGACUGCAUAAGAGAAAAGGACAGCAGAGUUAGACAUUAUCUUUCUAACAUUGCUGGGAAAUCCGCCGUUAGUUAUAAAAGUGGACAUAUAGCGCCUUUGCGGAGCACAAGGAUUUAGCUACCCUAGCUAGCUAGCUAGCUGGCUAGGAAUUCAGCUGUUCGUACGGAAAAGGAAAGAAAGUGUAGCCGGCUAGCUAAUAUGGGUCAUAUUUUGAACUGAGGUAUUCCUUUGGUCAGACGACGGACCAGCCAGGAAACGCUGCGGAUAUUUCGAAAAGAGCCGGAGAAAGAUUUAAUUCGUUGCAAGAAGAGAUCACAGUAAGCCUGCGGAGCUGGCCAUGCCUGCAAGUGUGCGUGCAGGGAGUCUGAAGGACCCUGAGGUAGCAGAUCUCUUCUACAAAGAUGACCCUGAGAAACUCUUCGCUGACCUCAGAGAGAUUGGCCACGGAAGCUUUGGAGCUGUCUACUUUGCACGAGAUGUUCGCUCCAACGAGGUGGUGGCCAUCAAAAAGAUGUCCUACAGUGGCAAGCAGUCCAAUGAGAAAUGGCAAGACAUCAUUAAAGAGGUCAAGUUCCUUCAGAAGCUCCGGCACCCCAACAUCAUCGAGUACAAAGGCUGCUAUCUGAGGGAACACACAGCUUGGCUGGUGAUGGAGUAUUGUUUGGGUUCUGCCUCUGAUCUUUUAGAGGUGCAUAAGAAGCCCCUUCAGGAAGUGGAAAUCGCUGCUAUUACCCAUGGUGCACUGCAGGGUCUGGCCUACCUUCAUUCUCACAACAUGAUCCACAGGGAUGUGAAGGCAGGUAAUAUUUUGCUGACUGAGCCUGGCCAGGUGAAACUGGGAGAUUUUGGCUCUGCCUCUAUCGUUGCCCCUGCCAACUCUUUUGUGGGCACGCCCUACUGGAUGGCCCCGGAAGUUAUCUUGGCGAUGGAUGAGGGUCAGUACGAUGGGAAGGUGGAUGUCUGGUCUCUGGGAAUCACCUGCAUAGAGUUAGCGGAGCGAAAACCGCCCUUGUUUAAUAUGAAUGCUAUGAGUGCCUUAUAUCACAUUGCUCAGAACGAAAGCCCCAUCCUGGCGUCAAAUCACUGGUCAGAUUAUUUCCGUAACUUUGUGGACUCUUGUCUACAGAAGAUUCCUCAGGACAGGCCUACCUCUGACGUGCUGCUCAAUCAUCGGUUCCUGUGUCGAGAGCGCCCCCUGUCUGUGGUGAUGGAUCUGAUCGCACGCACUAAAGAUGCAGUGAGGGAGCUGGACAACCUGCAAUACAGGAAGAUGAAGAAAAUUCUUUUCCAGGAGACGCACAAUGGCCCCACACAAGACGGAGGCGAGGAGGAGGAAGAUGUGGAGCAGUAUCUGUUGCGGACAGGCACGGUAAACAGCAUGGAGAGCUCUCAAUCGGUGCCCUCCAUGUCCAUCAGUGCCAGCUCCCAGAGCUCCUCAGUCAACAGCCUGGCUGAUGGUUCAGAUGACAGUGCUGAGAUGGCCAUGAUGGGAGAAGGAGAGCACACAGUCACCUCCAACAGCUCCAUCAUUCACCGGCCCUCUGGUCCUGAUAAUAUCUAUGAUGACCCAUACCAACCGGAGAUGGAUUCCCAGCAGCAGCAGCAACAGCAGCAACAGCAGGCAGCCUCAGGAGCUCGCAGAAGAGCACACUACCGCAACCGUGAUCACUUCGCCACCAUCCGCACAGCUUCACUGGUGACGCGGCAGAUCCAAGAGCACGAGCAGGGCUCAGCACUUCGGGAGCAAAUGACUGGCUACAAACGCAUGCGGCGGCAACACCAGAAGCAGCUGCUGGCACUGGAGAACAAGUUAAAGGCUGAGAUGGAUGAGCACCAGCUGCGGCUGGACAAAGAGCUGGAGAGCCAAAGGAACAGCUUCAGUAGCGAGGCAGACAAACUGGCCAAGAAACAUCAGGCAAUCUUGGAGAAAGAGACUAAAGCAGCCCUGGCUGAGGAGAAGAAGUUCCAGCAGCACAUCCUGGGCCAGCAGAAGAAAGAGCUCACCAGCCUGCUGGAGUCCCAGAAACGGCAGUACAGACAGCGCAAGGAGCAGCUUAAAGAGGAGCUGAAUGAGAACCAGUCCACCCCUAAGAGGGAGAAACAGGAGUGGCUCGUGAGGCAGAAGGAGUGUCUCCAGCAGAUCCAGGCAGAGGAGGAGGCUGGCUUACUACGCCGCCAGAGGCAGUAUUACGAGCUACAGUGUAGACAGUAUAAGAGGAAGAUGCUGCUAGCACGACACAACCUGGAGCAAGACCUGCUCAGAGAGGAGCUGAAUAAGCGUCAGACACAAAAGGAUCUGGAGUGUGCAAUGCUGCUGCGGCAUCAUGAGUCCACGCAGGAGCUGGAGUUCCGGCAGCUGGGCCUUGUGCAGCACACUCGUGCUGACCUUAUCCGCACGCAGCAUCAGAGCGAGCUCGCCAACCAGAUGGACUACAACAAGCGGCGGGAGCAGGAGCUGCGGCAGAAGCACAGCAUGGAGGUCCGCCAGCAGCCCAAGAGCCUGAAGACUAAAGAGCUACAGAUCAAGCGCCAGUUCCAGGACACGUGUAAGAUCCAGACAAGGCAGUACAAGGCACUGCGGAACCAUCUGCUGGAGACCACACCCAAGUCGGACCACAAGGCCGUGCUGAAGAGGCUGAAGGAGGAGCAGACUCGCAAACUGGCCAUCCUGGCUGAGCAGUACGACCACUCCAUUAAUGACUUGCUGUCCACACAGGCUGUGAGUAAGUUGCGAUUGGAUGAGACGCAGGAGGCAGAGUACCAGGUCCUGAGGAUGCAGCUGCAACAGGAGUUGGAGCUGCUGAACGCGUAUCAGAGCAAGAUUAAAAUGCACACUGAUACGCAGCACGAGAGGGAGGUUAAAGACUUGGAGCAAAGAGUAUCCAUCCGGAGAGCGCUGCUUGAACAGAGGAUUGAGGAAGAGAUGCUCUCUCUUCAGAAUGAGCGUUCUGAGCGCAUCCGGACAUUGCUGGAGCGGCAGGCCCGAGAGAUUGAGGCUUUCGACUCUGAGAGCAUGCGGCUGGGUUUCAGCAACAUGGCCCUCACUGGCAUCCCUGCUGAGGCCUACAGCCAGGGCUACCCCAACCCACCCUCCUCAGGGCCCGGUGGCUGGCCCUCUCGCCCUGUGCCCCGCUCGGGCAGUCACUGGAGCCAUGGCGUUCAGAAUUCAGCAGCGCCCCCCUCCUGGAGGAGCCAGAACAGCACAGCUGGAUUCGGGAGAGUCGAGUCAGUCUCAAUUCGAGAGAGGGAGAGGGACAGCGAGCGAGAUUUCGACAUACUGGGAUCGCGUGGCCUGCCUAGUUCUCUUUCGUCAGCCUCGUCAUCCUCCUCUUCAUCCUCCUCAUCCCACCAUCGCCUCCAUUAUCUUCCGCAGCAGUACCACCAUCAGAGCACACCGCACCUGUACCGGGAGACCCGUGAACGAGAUCGGGAGCGAGAGAGAGAGUGGGGGGGCGGAGGAGGAGGGAGCCACCACUCCUCCUCUUCAUCGUCCUACUCCCAUGGACACUCACACCACCAUCUCUCUGCCCACGCUUCCUCUCAGUCUCUUGCUCUGCUUCCUCCUCCUCCACCACCUCCACCCAUUUCUCUUUCCUCCUCCUCUCCCCAGUCAUCCUCCUCCUCUUCCUCCUCUCAGGGUGGGUAUGGAGGGAGAGGGGAGGGCCUAGUGGUGAGGGGCCCCAGUCUGAUGGCCCUGAGGAACAGCCCGGGGCCCCUGAGGAGGACAGCGUCGGGUGGAGGGCCAGGAGGACCAGGUGGAGAUGGAGGCCUGAGCCGCAGCACCUCAGUCACCUCUCACAUCUCCAAUGGAUCCCACCUCUCCUACUCCUAAAGUCACCAAGGAGGCAGACGCCUUUGGGAGAAAUUUACAAGGGAGGUCCUCGGGUUGGGUUGGGUUAGGCUCUUUAGUGUUUUGGAGCCUUUGUUGGCUGGUAUUUAGUGUGGAUUUGAAAGAUCUUCAUUCCACCCCUUUAAUAGUAAAUCAGGUGGGAUUAGCCGUAGCCCAUGCUGUGGCUUUUUCUGAUCAGUAUUUAGACAGUGAGCAGCAGUCAUCACCUUUACUCAUAAGGUAGAUUGAACUCAGGGUUACCAAGGGAGUGGGUGGGGGG